AUGCUUCGCUACCUGUUGGUGGCACUGCUCGUGUCAACAGUAACGGCCGUUGAUAGAGAAAAGUUUAAAUCAUGCUCCAAGUCUGCUUUCUGCAAGCGACAAAGAGACAGAACGGACAAAAGCGUUUAUAAAGUUCUAACAGAGAGUAUUAAACUGAAUGAUACUUCUUUGACAGCCCAAAUCAAAAAUGAGGAUACGGAGCUGAAAUUGACAAUUGUUUCAUUGAAAGACUCUAUAGUUCGAGUAUUGAUUGAAGAGAGCGGCGACAUUCUACGCAAACGAUAUCAGCCUUUAGACGCGCUGAAAAAUCGUGAACCAGAUCAAACAGCAUUCAAAAAGAACAAAGUGGGGGAUACUGUUACAAAGCUUUUGACUAAAGAUGGCCAUCGUGUUGUUCUUCAACAUGAACCAUUCCGUGUGGAUUUAUAUGCAAAAGACAAAUUGGUACAAUCAAUCAAUUCUGAGAAUAAACUGUUCUUCGAGAAAUACAAAAAAAAAGUUUUGCUUUCUGAUCGUGAAAAAGGGUUCUGGGAAGAAUCUUUCGGCGAUCACAAAGAUACCAAACCUCACGGAUCUUCUUCUGUUGGUGUUGACAUUGCCUUUUUCGGAAUGAAAUACGUUUAUGGAAUACCAGAGCAUGCCGAAUCUUAUGCGUUAAGAGAUACAAAGAAUUAUGAGCCAUACAGAUUAUACAAUCUUGAUGUUUUCGAGUAUGAGUUAAACAACCCUAUGGCGCUAUACGGUUCCAUCCCAUAUUUGGUGGGAGCCUCAAGAAAGCGAACAGCUGGUCUUUUGUGGCUGAAUGCUGCCGAAACAUGGGUGGACGUUGAGACCUCAUCUGGGGAUAAAGGAGCAUUGAAAACUAUCUUAACUGAUCAAACACAGAAAGCCAGAGAAGUUGUUCAAAUCAACACUCAUUUCAUGUCAGAGUCUGGCAUCAUAGAUUUGUUUGUUCUGUUAGGACCUCAUCCUAAAGACACUGUUAGACAGCUAGCUGAACUCACCGGAGUGUAUCCAUUACCACCACUCUUCUCCCUUGGUUAUCAUCAAUCGAGAUGGAAUUACAAUGAUCAAAAAGAUUUAUUAGAAGUUCAUGAAAACUUUGAUAAACACGGAAUUCCAAUCGAUGUCCUAUGGCUGGAUAUUGAGCACACGGAUGGAAAACGUUACUUUACUUGGGAUAAGGAAAAAUUCCCAGAACCCGAGAAAAUGAUUGAUGAGUUAUCUAAAAAGGGUCGAAAGUUGGUUACGAUUGUUGAUCCACAUAUCAGACGUGAUCUUAACUACUCGGUUUACAAGAACGCCAAAAAAAAUUCAUUCUUCAUUAAAAAUGCUGAUGGCGAAACUAUAUUUGAAGGGAAUUGCUGGCCAGGAGAUUCAAGUUAUUUAGACUUCACUAACCCUAAAGUUCGUGAGUACUGGAGCACUCUCUUCUCGUUUGAAAAGUAUCCUGGAACGACAGAAGACGUUUUCAUUUGGAAUGACAUGAACGAGCCUUCCGUUUUCUCAGGCCCUGAAAUCACACUUCCUAAGGAUACAGUACAUGCUGAAGGAUUGGAACAUCGUGAAGUUCACAACAUCUAUGGUUUUUAUCACCAUCAGGCAACCUUCGAAGGAUUGAAGAAAAGGACUCAAAAAGAUAAGCGUCCUUUUGUUCUCACAAGAUCCUUCUUUGUUGGAUCUCAAAGAACUGCAGCUGUUUGGACAGGAGAUAACAAAGCGGACUGGUCCCAUCUUAAGGCAAGUAUACCAAUGACACUCAGCUUGUCUACUGCUGGAAUCCCACAUGUAGGAGCAGACGUCGGAGGCUUCUUUGGAGAUCCUGAUGAGGAACUUCUUGUUCGAUGGUAUCAAACAGGCGCAUUUCAACCUUUCUUCCGAGGCCAUGCUCAUCAAGACACUAAAAGAAGAGAACCUUGGUUGUUUGCGGACAGUACGAAAAACGCGAUAGCUGAGUCAAUCAAAUUCAGAUAUCAACUACUUCCUUAUUGGUACACUCUGUUUUAUGAGCACACGAAAACCGGAUUACCAGUUAUCAGACCCUUCUGGUUAGAAUUUUCAGCCGAUGAAUCUUCUUAUGAUGAAGAUCGUCAAUGGAUGAUCGGAAACGCUUUAUUAGUAAAACCAGUGAUGGAACCAUCAGCGCAAAUAGCAUCUAUAUAUUUACCAGGACAAAGAGAAGUAUGGUAUGAUUGGCACACAUCAAAAGCAAGACCUUCGCCUGGUGCCGUACAGUCUAAUGCAACAUUGACGUCUAUUCCUCUCUAUCAAAGAGGCGGCACCAUUGUUCCUAUCGUUGAAGCAAUCGGUGGAAACGCGAAUGCUGCUAGAAACGAACCAGUCACAUUAUACAUCGCUCUGAACCAAAAAGGUGAUUUUGCUAAUGGUACUAUUUAUCUUGAUGACGGAGAAACCCAUGCGUAUGAAAGAGGAGAGUAUGCAUACUGGGGUAUCACUUUUAAACGUGUUCACGACUAUCUUCAUACAAUCACAAAUAAGAAUCUUGAUACCAAUGGAAAACUGGAUUCCGAAGUAUUUGUUGAAAAAAUCGUUAUUCGCGGAGCUAAAUUUUAUCCAAGAACUGCGCACGUCUUUAUUGAUGAUUUCACUCCCGAACCAGUAGAUUUUGAAUACGACCGUGAAACGUUUGUUAUGGAGAUAACAACUCCUACUGGAUACAUCACAAGCGAAUUCCGAUUAGACUUACACUCUUGA
Molecule: messenger RNA, 2715 nt
Organism: Auanema sp. JU1783
Lineage: Eukaryota; Metazoa; Nematoda; Chromadorea; Rhabditida; Rhabditidae
Source: the annotation of a GenBank genome assembly